UUUAGGGGUUUGUUGAACUUUGUCACAUUCUACGGUGGCAGUGCGAGAAGCAAAAGAAUGCAGCAAGUCUGACAAAAUGGUGUGUGGGAGAAGUGUUGGUUCACGUGGUCCGUCAGAGUAGCAACCCCAUGCUGUUGUGGUGUUGCAGUUGUGGGGCUCUUAAUAGAAUGUGAUGGUGAAGUACUUGGAGAGGAGUGAGUGUGAUGAAGUUGCUGUGUUGGGCACGAGAGGGGAGGGGAGACUCAAGUGGUUUGGACGCGUGUAGUUGUGGUUGGGUGUUUGUGCUGCCUUCUCUGACUACUUGCAGCGUUUACUUUCCCCGUUAGAAACUCUUCUUAAAAAAUUUCAUGUAGAUACGGGUAUAGCGUUUCAGAUUAGAUUUAUAGUUCAGUAGGUUACCCUACUUUUUGUGAAUUUGAUCUUUGAAAACCCAUAUGAAUAUGCAGAGUUUUGAAUUUUACGUUUCAAAACUAUUUUGUUUACAACUUCGAAAAGCUUGUGUAUUUGAUGUUGUUCCGGUUUGAGGUCGUAUAGGUAGGAUGUGGGUAAACACUUGAACGUUAUUUGUUGACUGUUCUUUCCUAAACUUAGAAAGGACCGAUUGGUAUUCAGACUGUUGGUUGCAUGGUCUCUGAUUGCGGUCUGAUGAUCACGUGAUCCUCAUGACUGAUUGGUUUGUAUGCCUUCUACACUGCUGCUCCACCAUCUCCUCCUCUAGUAGCGGGUAAGAUACGGUAAUGAUGCGUGAUACGUUGGAGGGAAAGGAAGCCUAAUUUCGUCAUCUCGAAGUCAUCCAACACAUCAACACAACUCACACUUUCAAAUACCAAAUAAGUAAGUAAUAAAUAAAGUCAUACUGUGCGUUAAUGGAGGGAGGUGACACAGACUUAUCUCGUUUGAGUUUUCUAAUUCCUCAAUAAUUUUACCGUUUGUUGUGAUGUAAGUUUGGCUGUGAUUAACUCUUGUCGACAGUUUUAGCUAUAGCAUAGCGGCAUCACAACAUUUAUUACACUGCAGAUCUCUUAUGUUAGCUGGUAAUCGAUUUGACCUUGCGCGUGUGCCCGGGUAUUGGUGUUUCUUAGAGGGGGGAGUGCAGACUCGAAGUACAAAGGAAGUCUGAGUUCUCUAAUGUUUUAGACACGGGCAAACGCACGCACACACCGGGUUCUGUACUCUCUAUAACAGCAGUAUGUUUUCAUCACAAAUUCGUUCGACUCCACGUGCAAGUCUGGUUACGUUUUAUCCAUCAUGAGGACGCUACUUGUCAUCUCCUUAUGUAUUACUGCCUUACUCUCUGGUUUGUCGACUGCUUCACGACACAAGGUGAAGCUUCCAGGAGGAUCACGGACAGUCAAUUCGUUGGUCAGCUUAGGAUUGGGUGAAUACAUUUCUCCUCUCGUUCAGAACGCACUGCAAGAGCUGAAGACGUUCUCCGAGACGGAGCAGACGAGAGUCGUGGCAGAGAAGGACAACACUAUGGCAGCGUACAACCAGGUGAUGGCCGCACGUCAGACUCUCAACGAUCUCCUCGAGGAAUACAAUAACACGGAGAAAGUAUGCAACGACACGAUCCAGGCCAAAUGUCCAAACUGCAUCGCUCAACAGUGCGAGCAGAGAGCGACCGAGGUUUGUCCCCAACCGACGUUCCUAGAAGCAAUCCGACAACUAGCCGACAAACAGCUAAAUCCGUGCGGAUGUCCUUUCUAUGACCCGAGCUGUAAGGUGACCAGCUUCUUCUGCAGUAGCAAACCGGCCAUGGACCUUCUCAGCAAAGCCAUCAAUCCAAUAAAGUCGCACGUGAUCGAUCCGGCCGGCAAUUUCUUCCACACUACAAACACGUUCCACGACGCUGGCGACUUCUUCAAGAGCUCGAUUCCCGACUUCUUUGUCGACGGCGUUCCCAAAUUUUUCGACGACACAUUCGGCGGCGCAGGUGACUUUUUCAAAAGUUUUGACAAGUUUUUCAAGGACGGUAUUCCUGGUGUUGACUUUCGCCUUCCCGACUUUGCCCUACCUAAACUUCCCGUUUUCAAGCCUCCUAAGCUUCCCGAUUUUAAACUCCCCGAUUUUAAACUACCCGAUUUUGGUGGUUUGGGUGGUCUCUUUGGGAGGCGCAAGAGAGCCGUCGACGGACUGGCCUCUCCGCAUCAUCCCGUCUACCGUCGGAACUCUCCGGCUCCCAUCCCGGCCAGAGAACCGACUUGUGAUGAACUGAAGGACAACAUCAGAGAGGCAUGUGGAGCGUACGCCUAUCUCCCUCACUGCAAAGCCUCCUGCAACGCAACUCAUGCUUGUCCUGGAUACCAGGCGUUGGUCGACCGGAUUGAAAACGCUGUGGCUGCUUUCAAGGCUGAACUACAGCAGCUUAACAAGAGUCGAGCUCUCUAUCAACAAGCAAUCGAGGUGUAUCGUCAGCAAAUGAGGCAGAAACAAGCCGAAUUAUGCUGGCAACUGGACUUCGUGAACCACCAAAGAGAGGGACCCAGUCAGUCCCGACUGUGGUACUCCAUCAAACAGUUAUCAGGCGUUUAUGACGGUGCGAUUGGCCAGUUUGUGGAUAUGACGGCGAGCAUCGACGUCGGCUCGGAUCGCAACCGUUUUCAAGGCGACAUCAGGUUCCCUCACGGGUUCAGACCCAUCGGUUCCGUUGCGGCACGCAGGGUAGCCGAAGAGGCUCUCGAGUGGUACAAACAGAAGUUGAUAGACAACGGUGCUUGCCAAUGAGUCCACACGAUCACAGCUAGUCAGACUGUUUUCAUGAAAGUACUUGAGCACCUUCUGGAUAUUGCCUUGUGUUCGAUUGUUGAAGUCUGCUAUUUGUUGGCUAUUGCCGCUAUUGAUAGAACUAGAGAUUUUAUGCUUUAUUGAGCAGUCAUUGUCGACAAUAAACAAUGUUUUAGAUUUCUUGACUUUCUA
Corticium candelabrum is the source of this 2916-nucleotide messenger RNA. RefSeq lists its product as uncharacterized. The transcript is spliced from 6 exons. NCBI's taxonomy places the organism in Eukaryota, Metazoa, Porifera, Homoscleromorpha, Homosclerophorida, Plakinidae. The record is from RefSeq and is a predicted model, not a curated record. Bases 1249 to 2724 code for a protein of 491 amino acids.